UCUAUGGUCAGAUUUCCACCUGCACCGUCGGUUCUUGAUUUUUCAGUCCCGCAUUUGCCGCGAUUUUCAUCUGGGCGUCGUAGUUUUAAGUAUGAUUCGUAUGAAAAGUUAAUUAGUGUAAGGUUUCCUCUUAAAUCCUGUAUCCUUUUCUUUUUGGAAUUUUAAUACGGAAAGUGAACAGGGAUUAAUUAACUCUUCUGCUUUCCUACAUCUGUGAGAGAUCUCCUCGUGUUUGCUAGAGUUUUCCGGACUAGAAGAGGACACAAAACGACAGCCGAAUGAAAGGAAGAAUAAAAUCAAAUAAUUUUCCCAAGAGGCAAAUCUAAUUGCUGUGAGUUAAUGUGUAUGAAGAGGAAAAGUAGAGCGAAAAAAUAAUGAGUGAUAUUUAGUGCGAAUUGGUGCCAAGAGUUUCCGCGUGUCUGUAGUAAUACGGAGGUAGUGGUGCUUCUUUGAGAGAAGAAUUCGAAAAAAUAUCUGAAAAUUCCUAGUGUGUGGCCGGUUAAUCUUAUAUAAUCCACUCCAUACGAAAGUGUGUCCUAGGGACUUGUGUACUGUGUAGCAUGACAUGUGCGAAUUUUAGGGGAAGCGAAUCCGUGUUAGUCGCAGCCUAAGGAAGAGGAUACAUGUGGCAGCCAAGUGGUAUCUGAAUGUGUAUAAUUGCGGUUGAUUCGAAAGAGUUGGAAACAAAUUGUCAUACCUGCGCUUCCUGGCAAAGUGGUAUAUGCACUUCAAACGGAUCCUUUUAGUUUUUACCACUUUGUGAUCCAUUAAGGACCAUUUGUUACUCUCAGUUCGUCCCGCUAUUCACAUGGGCAUCAAAGGAACAUAAUCGUGGCUAUGAUCAGAAAUAAGUGUAUUAAAAGAAAAUGUGUCGCUUUUCUUCUGGAGUGAUACUAAUAGUCGAUAAAAGAAUCAGGACUGCCUGGUGUAGGUUAAAUGGCCUAUCCAAGGACGAGAAUUAGGGCGCAAUUUUGUCGGAGUUAUUGCUACAAGGACGUGUCGGACCAUUGCGGUCAUUUUAUUUAAUGCAAACUGGAUUCCAUAGAAGAAGAAAAGACAUCAAGUUGGAAGUGCCAAUGAACAAUGAAGGUCAAUGGACGCGGCUUUUCAUGGUUCUCACUAUUGCUCCUAGGAUCAUGCGUUAUGUCAGUUUUACCAAGUAAUUCAACCACAUCCGUCACAACAUUUCAGCCAUCAACGAUGACAAUGAUGACGAGAAAGCCAUCAAAAGGCUCAGUCGGGGCAGCUCCGCUAAUUUCCACAAAGCAAAAUGACUACAUUAUGGACAUUACACCAACAAGCCAAAUAACUAGUUCAUCAUAUCAGGAGGACCGGAUAAGAAUAGAGUCCGGAUCUAUCACAAACCCUCAUCCUGUUGGUCGCCGAUGGACAAAGUCAGUCCAUGCCAAGAGGGACGUACAACCCGAAGUUCCAGAUCCUUGUGAUGUAUUCGAAAGGGACGAGCCGAAUACAAAUAUGUUUUAUAGUCCUGGAUAUCCGAAUAAUUAUCCCAACAACUCCAACUGUGUUCGAAUCCUUCAAGCCCCCAGUGGUCAGAUUCUGAGGUUAGACUUUAGGGAUAAGUUUGAUAUCGAACCUUCGGAAGGAUGCAAAUUUGAUUUUUUAGAGAUACGUGACGGUGGUUACGGCUAUUCAAAUUUAUUAGGAAAGUUUUGCGGACGUGACUUCCCACCGAUGAUAACAUCAAAGGAGCGUUAUCUUUGGUUACACUUCCAUUCUGAUGACAAUAUCGAGUAUUCAGGAUUUACAGCCGUUUAUGAUUUUAUACCGAAACCAACAUCCUCACUUCCGGAGGACUUAGUGUGCCGAAUAUACAAAGGUGGCUUCGAAGGAUUUGUAAAUAAUACAGACGUACCUGAGAAUAUAACGGAAAUUAUACGCGAGCAUAAAAUAGCUACAGAUUGUAUGUGGGUGAUAACAGUGAAAGAAGGGUGGAAGAUUCAACUGAAUUUCCUCCAGUUCAACCUAAAGCGGCCUAAUGAAUGUGAUGUAAAUUUCGUAGACAUAUUUCCCGAUAAAACGGACGAGCACUCCAAGUUGAGGAAUUUUUGUGGCUCCGCUGCAGACUCCAUAAAUUCUUUAACGAAUGUUCUGCAUGUGCGAUACUAUGCCGAGUAUGUUGCCUAUAAUUCGUCCUUCACCAUUCUGUAUACGGCGUUUAGGGAUAAGGGUGCUGCAUGCGAGGAGGACGAGUACGAUUGCGAGGAUGCAACGUGUAUAUCAGCAGAACUGCAAUGCAACGGCCGGAAUAACUGCAGGUUUCGAUGGGACGAAGAUGAGUGCCAUACUGAAGAUGAAGGCCAGUCGGAGCACGUAAUUAUUAUCAUUGUCGUUUUCGGACUCAUCCUUGGAGGAAUGAUGAUAACAUUCUGCGUCAACUGCAUUCGAAAACUUUUAAGGGAUCAAAAGAUUAUCAGAGAACACAUUAGACAGUCAAAGGAGAGUAAACUAGAUGAAAUGGGACGAGCUUCUGCCAAACGAUCUCGUGAAAAUUUAUCGAAAAUCACCCAAUUGACUCCAAAAGAUAAGCGGUCCCAAAGUUCUUUACAGAUAUUGGAUGACGUCUCGAAUCGAUACUACCGAGAAGCCAUUCCCAUCGCUGUACAAAAUAGCCGAUCAGAUAGCAAGAGUGAUACUAUCCUCCGGCAACAGCAUGACAUGGUUAUACAAACCAGCUUAGGAGACGACACCCCGGUGCUCGAUCAAAGCGGAACAUGCGACAUGGGGUGCCAAACGAGAGAAUCACUCUUCCAACCAGUUCAACGACAAAAAUCCACCACGGUUUCACCGCACCAGUCGGGAUUGCGUUUCUCUACUUUCGGCUACGACACACCCCCCACAUCCACAAAUCAGUCAUUAAAAGCCCAGAAAUUCAGCUCGAGCAAGGAAAAGUCGAACACAGCUCCAACCACCAUUGAAAUGGAAGACCUCAGUCACACGGAAAUUCCAACGAAACCUUAUGAAAUCUGCCAUCAUCAUCAUCAACACCAGCAGCAUUUACAGCAACUGCAUCAGAAACAACACCAACCCCAAUCGGGCGGUAAGGGUGGGAAGCAGAAAAUGGAGGAAUCUCGAGCAUUUAUCGACAUUCGAAACUCAGCACCAGAUGUUAUUAUUAUGACGUCACAUUGACAAUUAAGGAACAUCGUAGGGUUACAAAAUUGUACGUUUAGGUUGUCUCGCGAAUUUAAAAGCCAUUUUUCCAGUGGCAACUACUACCGUAAUGGAAAUGCGACACGUUUUCGAUGCUGUUAAAUUCAGACAUUUGAAAUUGAUUUUACGAUGAUAUAAAAUUGAAAUUCCCCAAUUCAGUUUGAAUACAGCAUCCCAGGGACCAUUGUUGCGAAGUCUUAGCAUUGAAGCUUCAGUCAGGGUUCGAGCAACUACGAUUUAUCGGGAAUUGGUGCAAAUUUUUACUUUCUGUACAUAAAGUUAUAGAUACUUUCUUAGAAAUGAAUUGGGUUCAACAUUUUUAACCUUUCUGGAUACUUGAACAGGAUCUUGCACCUUACGUAAGACUUCAAUCGAUUCAAAUUGCCCCAGUCAAAUGCUUUCAUUUCAAACUGUUUAAGUUUAUCUUUUGCCUAAUAUUGCGGAGCCAUUGACCGCUCCUUGUUACAUUAAGGAUGCAGUGUAAAUAUUGCCGCACUUCAGGUGACCUCCCUUUACGUGCGUCACAUGUUACUGAUUACUUUAUUGGACUUUGUUGUAGCAUCCUUGUUGCUCUUUAUUUAUCCUAGUUGGUUUUUGGUCCGAAAUUAUGUUACCUAGAACACCAGAUACCAAAUAUUAGAUACUUAUUGGUAGCACUGAAAGAGGAAGGUAUAGACAAAGAAUCUUUUCUUUGCAUUAUUAAAUUUGUGUAUUCGUUAAGUUUAUUUUUAAAGAGAUUAUGGUCGUAAGAACUGAUGUAAUCAGUGCAAUGCGAAAUCAAAAGAAAACCUAAAAACGUAACAGUUGUAGAUAAGGAAAUAAUUUCUAGUAAUUAAGUAAUUUAAUAAUAAGAUCGA
Hermetia illucens (black soldier fly) is the source of this 4031-nucleotide messenger RNA. RefSeq lists its product as uncharacterized. Gene Ontology annotation, molecular function: protein binding. The coding region runs from base 1084 to 3153 and encodes 689 amino acids. The record is from RefSeq and is a predicted model, not a curated record. NCBI's taxonomy places the organism in Eukaryota, Metazoa, Arthropoda, Insecta, Diptera, Stratiomyidae. The transcript has 14 exons.